Molecule: messenger RNA, 4814 nt
Organism: Phasianus colchicus (ring-necked pheasant)
Lineage: Eukaryota; Metazoa; Chordata; Aves; Galliformes; Phasianidae
Gene: HSPH1
Product: heat shock protein family H (Hsp110) member 1
Biological process (GO): protein folding
Cellular component (GO): cytosol; nucleus
Molecular function (GO): ATP-dependent protein folding chaperone; ATP binding
Source: RefSeq, a predicted model, not a curated record
CAGUUUCUGGAAACUUCGCCUCAUUGUCAUAUUUAAAGCGGCGGCGCCGGCUGCCCGCCCCUGCGCGCCCAUCCGCCGGCAGCGGGACCGGGGCGGCGGUGCCGGCAGCAGGUUGGGCGGGGGGGCCUGUUCGCGGCGGUAGGGCGGCCAUGGCCGUGGUGGGCUUUGAUCUGGGCUUCCAGAGCUGCUACAUUGCAGUGGCGCGGGCCGGCGGCAUCGAGACGGUGGCCAACGAGUUCAGCGACCGCUGCACGCCGUCGGUGGUCUCGUUCGGCUCCAAAAACAGAGCUAUCGGCGUCUCGGCCAAAAACCAGCAAAUCACUCAUGCCCACAACACAGUAUCUAACUUCAAGAGGUUCCAUGGCCGUGCAUUUAAUGAUCCGUUUGUUCAGAAGGAAAAGGAAAAGUUGAGUUAUGAUUUGGUUCCUAUGAAGAAUGGUGGAGUUGGAGUAAAGGUCAUGUACAUGGAUGAGGAGCACAUCUUCAGUGUGGAGCAGAUUUCAGCGAUGUUGUUAACAAAAUUAAAGGAGACUGCAGAGAGUAACCUGAAAAAGCCAGUAACAGACUGUGUUAUUUCUGUUCCAUCAUUUUUCACUGAUGCUGAAAGGAGGUCAGUUCUGGACGCAGCUCAGAUUGUUGGAUUAAACUGUCUUAGAUUAAUGAAUGACAUGACAGCUGUGGCUCUGAAUUAUGGAAUUUAUAAACAAGACCUUCCAGCUCCUGAAGAGAAGCCACGAAUAGUCAUAUUUGUUGAUAUGGGACAUUCUGCAUUUCAAGUAUCUGCCUGCGCGUUCAACAAGAGUAAACUAAAGGUACUGGGCACAGCAUUUGACCCUUUCCUAGGUGGAAGGAACUUUGAUGGAAAGUUAGUAGACUACUUUUGUGCAGAAAUAAAAGCAAAGUACAAACUGGAUCCAAAAUCAAAAGUUCGAGCUCUUCUUCGUCUGUAUCAGGAGUGUGAGAAGCUGAAGAAACUAAUGAGUUCAAAUAGCACGGACAUUCCCCUAAACAUUGAGUGUUUCAUGAACGACACUGAUGUAUCUGGAAAAAUGAACAGAUCCCAGUUUGAAGAAUUGUGUGCUGACCUGCUGCAAAGGAUAGAGAUGCCUCUGCUUUCAUUAAUGGAACAAACACAACUGAAAGUGGAAGAUGUGACUGCUGUAGAGAUUGUUGGAGGAGCAACCCGCAUUCCUGCUGUCAAAGAGAAGAUUGCUAAAUUCUUUGGCAAAGAUGUCAGUACAACACUGAAUGCAGAUGAAGCCAUAGCUAGAGGCUGUGCUCUGCAGUGUGCAAUUCUUUCUCCAGCUUUUAAAGUGAGAGAAUUCUCUGUGACAGAUGCUACACCAUUCCCAAUCUCUCUGUUGUGGAACACUGAAGCAGAGGACACCGAAGGGGUUCAUGAGGUAUUCAGCAGAAAUCAUGCAGCACCUUUCUCCAAAGUUCUUACCUUCUAUAGGAAAGGUCCAUUUGAGUUAGAAGCUUUUUAUUCUGAUCCUAAUGGUGUCCCAUAUCCAGAGUCAAAAAUUGGUAGGUAUGUUAUCCAGAAUGUGGCAGCUCAGAAAGAUGGAGAGAAGUCUAAAGUUAAAGUGAAAGUCCGUGUCAAUACUCAUGGCAUUUUCAGCGUGUCCACUGCAUCCAUGGUAGAACCAGUUAAAAGUGAAGAUAGUGAGGAUGUCGGUGUUGAGACUGAAUUGGAAACUCAGGACCAGAUGCCUGCUGAAAAUUCAAGUGAUAAAAAUAACCAGCAAGAGAACAGUGAGGCUGGAACACAGUCCCAGGUACAAACUGAUGGUCAGCAAACGUCACAGUCUCCCCCUUCAUCAGAACCUCCCUCUGAAGAAAACAAAAUCCCAGAUGUCAAGAAAACAAGUGAAAAGAAAGGCGAUCAGCCUCCAGAAGCUAAAAAACCCAAGAUAAAAGUGAAGAAUGUGGAACUGCCUAUUGAAGCUAACUUGGUUUGGCAGUUAGGAAAAGAUCUCCUCAAUAUGUAUAUUGAAACAGAGGGUAAGAUGAUUAUGCAAGACAAACUGGAAAAAGAAAGAAAUGAUGCAAAGAAUGCAGUGGAAGAAUAUGUGUAUGAGUUCAGGGACAAAUUGUCGGGACCAUAUGAGAAAUUUGUUUGUGAAAAGGAUCUGCAAGGCUUCUCUGCACUCCUAACAGAGACAGAAGGCUGGCUGUAUGAAGAGGGCGAGGACGAAGCUAAGCAGGUGUAUGUAGACAAACUGGAGGAUUUAAAGAAAUUAGGUACUCCGAUUGAAAUGCGCUAUCAAGAAGCAGAGGAGCGACCAAAGCUAUUAGAAGAACUGGGACACAGGCUUCAGUAUUAUGCUGCAAUAGCUGGGGAAUUCAGGAAUAAAGAUGAAAAAUACAUCCAUAUUGAUGAAAUGGAAAUGAUGAAGGUAGAGAAGUGUGUGAGCGAAGUGAUAGAGUGGAUGAACAAUGCUGUGAGUGCACAGGCUAAGAAGAGCUUAGAUCAGGAUCCUGCUGUGCGUUCCUUUGAAAUUAAGGCAAAGCUUCAAGAGUUGAACAAUAUCUGUGAGCCCAUUGUGACACAACCAAAACCAAAAGUUGACUCUCCUAAGGAAGAAAACCCAUUAAAUGAACAGGGCGAUUAUAAAACUGAAGACAUGGGAGAAGAUGACAAAAACUCAGACAUGCCUCAGCAAAAUGGUGAAUGUCAUCCAGGUGAUCAAAACACUGUUAACAUGGACUUGGACUAAAACCACUACACUUGCAGCAAGUUAUUUCAUCCCAUGACAGAAGAUAUUUUUGCUGUCAUACAUGAUCACGGGAUUGGGAAUGCAUUGUUUUGGGAACUAUUUAUAUUUUUUCUUAAAACUUGUCUGGAAUAUGUUGUGUUAUGGGAGGAAAGAAUAGUAAUAGUGUUGGUCAUGACUAUCCUAAAAGGAAAAUUGCCUUGGUAACUUUCAGAUUCCUGUGGAAUUGUGAGUUCAUACUAAGCUUCUGUGCAGUAUUUAACCAUUUGCAUCACUAAAGAUGAAGAGAAGCACUUGCUCUGAAAUAUACUGCUCCUUCAAAAGGUUGUAUUUGAGACCUUCGUAGGCAUUUGUAGAUGCCAAGGUAGUUUUCUUUCAUCUGGACAUCUGAUUGGGUAUGUCAGUAAAAGCCAGUGUCUGUCCCGUUUGUAAGGACUUUGCAGAAUAAAUUUUUCUGUUCGAAGGCUUUUGAUUAUUGCAGUCCAAAGCAUUUAUCAGAUAAUAAGAUGAUGGAAUGUGUUAGUAGCAUGCAGAAACGCUUACGUUUCGUCUCUUGCUAAACAAUACAUUUUUCAUGUGGGGUGCUUAAAAUGAAGGAAAUGCUAUUUCUGUUAGUGUUAUUGUGAAGCCUUUUAAUGGGCUUUAAAAUAAAGUUCAUUUUACUGGUAUUUCCUGACUUGUGGGAUUUAGCUGUUUUUUGGUACUUGUGACAUGUUGUCCUUUCCACUAUUGUUGACAGGUAAUGAAGGCUGUGACUUUGUUCCUGCACAUGUUAUAAAAAAAGAAGUUAACACUUAGUGUAGAAAUGGCAUGGCUUAGUGAUGGCACUUGUGGGGUUGUUUUGGCAUUGGACUUCCUGAAAUUGAAAGUCUUUUCCAGCCUAAAUGGCUCUGUGUUCUUGGGAACAGUUAUGCAGGGAGUUGAAAGCAUUACCCGAUAAGCAUAGGUUAAAACCUGUAAUCACAGAUUCGCAGAGGAUCCUGCUUUAGACAAAAACCGUAUUAGGGAAUGAGGCACCUGAAGUUGGGAGGUAAGGGUUUUUAUUUUUGGAAUCGUAUUCCAAAAGAUGCUACUUGUAUUGGUGUAUUGGAGCAGACACCAUGUGUAAGUACAUGAGACUGGAUGCUGAAAGGUCAGUGUCACUAAUCAUGUAGUUUCUGAAAAGUUUGUGUAGCAGGAGCAUUUUAUCUGCAGCAACAGAACUAAAGGAGGAAGGGAUGUCUGUUCUUCCACUGGAGCUACUGAAGGGGGGAAUACAAGCACAGGACAUGACUGGUACUUUCUAGAGCCAGCCAAUCUUGCUCAUGUCUAGUGUUUUUCUUGUAGUGAGGAUUGUUAGCUGGACCCUAGGACUAAUCACAGCCAGGAACAGGAGCAAUACUGCAGUUUCACCUGGUAGUGACCAAUUUUCAGCACAAAUAAGCAACUGCAUUAUCAAAACGCUGGUCCCUGUUACAGCCUUCUCUUAUCUGCAUGUGCUUUACCUAUAAGGAUCUGCUGGAUGAUUGUGUACAGUAGGCAGCUUAGGUAGUAGAAUGCUUAGAUUCUUCCCCAUCCUUUUGCUACAACUAAAGAAAAAUGUAGUCAGAUUUCAAAAUCCAGCUUUAAGUGUGGAAGAUGAAGUGUGUUGCUGAUGCUAGUAAUGGUAGCAUCAAGGGUUAACAGGCUCCUGCCUGCUAGUUCAUUACUUGCUGAAAUGGAAAGUGUUGCUCUGGCAGCAUUAAGAUACCAGAACUUUCAUUGCAAAACCAGUAGGAUGCCACAGCAGGAAACAGCCUGAUCAGAGAAAUGCUUUGUGAAGGCAUUUUAAAUAGAAUUCUGUCAGAACACUGAGUCCUGGAUCUACAAAAAGCAGCUUUGCUGGCCCUGGAGUGAAUUAUCAUGCGUUCUGUUACCUCUAGAGAAGGUACUGCUCUAUUUUUCUUCUAAUGAACCUUCAUAAAAGGAGUCUGUACUGAGAACAGACAAAUGUGUUUUUUCACAGAUUUCUGGAACAUGUUUCAUAGCAGCUAAUAGCAGCUGAUCCCUAAUGAUUAAAAUGGCUUAUUUAAAUACUUGCUGUUUCUGCUUUAGUCUGAAGUAGGAAAAAAAAAAAAA